GUAGUGAAAAAGCCUAUGGCAUUGGAAACAAUGAUAGCUAAAAUAGACACUCAUAAAUAUGAAAGUGCCUCGCAAUUCUUAGAUGAUAUCGAGCUAAUUUGCCAUAAUGCUCUUGAAUACAAUCCUGAUAAGGAUAGUAAUGACCGAAUGAUCCGACAUCGGGCUUGUGCUUUAAGAGAUGCAGCUAACGCUUUUAUCGAAGCUGAAAUGGACUCUGAUUUUGAGCAAGUCUGUCAAGAUGUAUAUGAAAGCAGAAGACGUCGAGGAGAAUCGACGAAUCUUUUUGCUCCUCCGAAUUAUUGGACUGUUUACACAUCCGCUGCCAUUAGGAGAUGUGUAGAGUCACCUGAACCUGUUCCAGCUCCUGGUGGUUCAACAACUGAUUCUCAAGGAGCUGACAAUAAUUAUAAUAUAGAUGAAGAUACCGAAAUUGAGUCACUAGACGGUUACAAUGAAGAUAAAGUUCAAAGUUCUUCAGAGUCAAUAUCUAAAGAUACAGGUUAUCGUAACAAAAGGCGUAGUCGAAGAAGCCAUCAACAUCGAUGGAAACGUUUAAAAGUCAAAGAUAAACGUAAUAAUGGUGCUAUCAAUGGCAGAAAACUCCGAAGCAAAAAGAGUAGUUCAGAUAGUCGAGAAAGCAGCAAGAUGACCACGAGGAGGAAAUGUAGACGAACAUCCAGAGACAGUUACGAUCGUUCUGAAACCGAGCUUGAUACACCCUCAGAGGAUGAAGAUAAAGUUAUACCUCGAACAAUGUUGACAAACGGAUUUUCUCGAAAAAAACCAAAACCUCAGCCAAUUGUCAGAGCUUCUCCUAUUCCUCAUCAACGUCCACCAACACCAUCACCUCCUACACCACCACCGCCACCACCGCCGCCCCCACAACAACAACAACAACCAGAGUUAGAUAAACCAACUGGUCCUCCAAGUCCACCAAACACUCCUCCACCUCAACAAUUGAUCAUAGAUCGUGUUCAAGUAUCGAAAAUAUUCAACAGAGUUGUUGAUGUUACAAAGAAUUGUUCAGUUGAACAAUUGGAAGAAGUAUAUUCUUGUCUUUACCGUGUGAUUAAUCGUCGCCGAAAUGAUUGGAAUCGAUCAGCUUUAAUAAUGGAAUUAAGCGAUGAAAUUGAUAAAUUUGAACGUCAUAGAAAAUACAAUUGAUUACUACAGAAUUUAGAUUUUUGAUGGCGAGCAAAACAAAUAUCAAUGGUGAUAAUGUUUGAAUCAACUGUUGCAACUGCCAUUUAUUUAUAAUUGUUUUAUUGCUCAAUUGAUCGAAAAAAAUACUUUCUCGAUGAUACAUUGAUGCGAUUUUUUGCAAUGAAUCUUGUUUUUGAUGAAAAGAAACAAGUUCAAACCAAACACUGCCUAAUUAAAACAAGAAGAAUAUCAGAUGGAUCAAUAGACGAAUACCAAACAAAACUAAUCUGAAAUGUGUUCACAUAUUUAUAUUAUAAAUAUUGAUAGAUACAUCUA
Molecule: messenger RNA, 1479 nt
Organism: Tetranychus urticae (two-spotted spider mite)
Lineage: Eukaryota; Metazoa; Arthropoda; Arachnida; Trombidiformes; Tetranychidae
Biological process (GO): nucleosome assembly; transcription initiation-coupled chromatin remodeling; nucleosome disassembly
Cellular component (GO): nucleus
Molecular function (GO): chromatin binding; histone binding; ATP hydrolysis activity
Source: RefSeq, a predicted model, not a curated record